GACGGACGAACGAACGCCAGUCUACCGUGGGCGCACGUCGCGACACCACGUGUAUUUCUCUGCUCGUGUAUCUCUCCGUUCUAGUCCGCUUAUUAUCGCCCUUUAUUCUUUUUCCUAAUCGACUCGAUGACUUCUAUAUUUCUCAACGACCUCAAUUCACAGUGAUCGUGCGAUAUUUUUUUCACGAAUUAACUUUCUCCCGUUCUAUCAUAGUGUUCGCGAAGGGAGAAUUAUCGAGUUAAUAAAACUUUGUGAGUUGUUUCAGUAGUGGUGUUACUUAAGAGAGACGGUGACGUUGUAAUUCUGUUCUCAGCACAAACACGAGGAAUCGAUCCAUGUUCCACGAUCGCGCGAGUUCGAGUGUUCAAGAAGAAAUUGGCGUGAUCUCGAGAGAAGCAACGUCGUCCCAUCGGAUAUCGAGCGCCAUUAUUAGCUACGAAUGACGAUCGCACGGCUGAAAGAUUAAUGAAGAUGCUUCGAUGAAGCGAUCGAAAUUCUUCGUUUCCGUACGAGUCGUGGGACGUCGACGAACUUCCGUAAAGAAGUGAAAUUUAUUACGAGAGGACGAGGAACUAGAAGUAACGCGAAUAUUGAUUUUUCUACGCGACGGACGGUGCACGACCUACCAUUACCUCGUAUCAAGUGCAACCCCUAACAAAAGGCGGGCGGAUCGAGGAACAAUGAACGAAUCGGAACGAGAAGGGACCGAAGCGGCUCGAUAAUAAUAAUAUGUGGACGACGAGGCCGCGUACGAAACGAAAGCGCUGGGAUUCGCCAGCGACUAAAACGAGUACGUCGAUCGGCAAAGAAUCGUCCGAGAAACAACAACAACAACAACGAAGUGAUCGUCGAAGAGACGGUUUCCGAAUCCUUUAUUCGGUGGUCCUGGCGGCCUGCAUGGCGACCCAGGAAGCGAGAAGCGCCAGGUGUCCACCGCCGGAAACAAUACCGAGAUGUCCGUGUUAUAAUUUCGAAGACGGCCUCUUCCUCGAGUGUGCUGGUGCCACCGAAGAGUCCCUUAGGAAUGCCUUGUCCAGUGUCAUACAAGCUGCUGGACCAGAAGGAAUGUUCGUCCAAUCGUUAAAUGUCUACGAGCUGGAUCGGAAGGUGGAGGAACUCCGACCCCAAGCUUUUCCAUCGGGCUCGCAAAUCAGACACUUACAAAUCUCACACUCGGCGAUUCGUGAAAUCAGCGAGGAGGCUUUCGUACGAUUAGACAAGAGCUUGGAAUCGUUGGCUCUCGUGUCCGGUCGACUGCCGCGAGUACCUCAGAAAGCAAUGUCCACGUUGAAACGCUUGAAAGUCCUCGACCUCGAAGCUAAUCUUAUUCAUGAACUACCGAGUUUCAGCUUUUACAACUUACCAUUGAUAAAACUGAAUUUAAAGGGAAAUCAAAUAGUCAAAAUCUCUGAGUACGCGUUCGCCGGCUUGGAGUAUACGUUGAAAGAUCUUGAUAUGGCAGAAAACAAGAUCAGGAUGUUUCCUAUGACAUCACUUAGAAGGUUGGAACACUUAACAUCAUUGAAACUCGCGUGGAACGAGGUCGCGCAGUUGCCCGAAGACGGAUACUCGCGACUUGACGCAUUAAAUUUUCUCGACCUCAGCAGCAACAAUUUCAAGAACAUACCUCUGAACUGUUUCCGUUGUUGUCCUUCUUUAAGGACUCUUUCGCUCUACUACAACGCCGUUGAGUCGGUCGACAAAGACGCCUUUAUAUCCUUGAUAGAUCUCGAAUCUAUCGAUCUUAGUCACAACAAGAUCGUAUUCUUAGAAGUUGCUACAUUUCGUGCCAAUCAGAAGCUCAGGUCCAUUGACCUCAGCCAUAAUCACAUACACUAUAUACGCGGUGUAUUCUCAAGAUUGCCAGAAUUAAAAGAACUCUUUCUAGCGGAAAAUAAUAUAUUGGAGAUACCAGCGGAAACAUUCGCCGGUAGUACGAGUCUCUCGGUCGUGUAUCUUCAACAGAACGCUAUCAGAAGGAUCGACGCUAGAGGCUUGGUAACCCUCGGUCAGUUGGCCCAACUUCAUCUAAGCGGUAAUUACAUCGAGAAAGUACCGAGGGACUUUCUCGAGCAUUGCGAGAAUCUAUCGACUCUCUCUCUGGACGGUAACAACAUACGGGAAUUAGAAGUAGGAACGUUCGCGAAGGCGAAGCAAUUGAGAGAACUUCGGCUGCAAGACAAUCAAAUUACGGAAGUUAAGAGAGGAGUCUUUGCUCCUCUACCGUCCCUUCUAGAGCUUCAUCUUCAAAAUAACGCGAUAACAGACAUGGAGACCGGUGCUUUACGAUCUUUACACAGCCUUCAGCACGUUAAUCUCCAAGGAAAUUUAUUAGCAGUCCUGGGAGACGUAUUUCAAGUGUCGAACGAAAUCGGACAAAACGGAAAUACCGGUAGUUCUUUGGUAUCCAUACAACUGGACAACAACGGACUCGGUGUAUUGCAUAAUGAUUCUUUAAGAGGCCAAGCCUCUGUCAGAAUCAUGUGGUUGGGACACAAUAGAUUGACGCGCCUCCAGGCUCCACUCUUCAGAGAUCUUCUUUUGGUCGAACGACUUUAUCUCACAAACAACUCGAUUUCACGAAUAGAAGACACCGCCUUUCAGCCAAUGCAAGCUUUAAAAUUCCUCGAGCUUAGCAUGAAUCGAUUGAGUCACGUCACCGUGAGAACUUUUUCCGAAUUGCACGAACUCGAAGAACUCUAUUUGCAGGACAACGGUCUUCGACGAUUGGAUCCCUACGCGUUGACAGCUUUAAAACGACUGCGUAUACUGGAUCUUGCUAACAAUAAUCUGAACGUAUUGCACGAUAAGAUUUUCCAGGAAGGUCUACCCAUUAGAACUUUGAAUCUGAAGAAUUGUACGGUUAGUUUAAUCGAGAACGGUGCCUUCAGAGGAUUAAAUAAUCUUUUCGAACUUAAUCUCGAACAUAAUCACCUCACUGCCACGGCUCUAGACAGACUGGACAUACCGGGAUUGAGAAUCCUCAGGAUAUCCUACAAUAAUUUUAGUCAAAUCAAUGGAAACUCGUUGGACGGUUUACCGUCCCUUCAACAUCUUGCCAUGGACUCUGCGCAAAUCCAUCGAAUGCCGGCCGAAUUAUUUUCGAAAAAUAAAAAUUUGGCCAAGUUGUUACUAAGUAACAAUUUCCUUAAAAUUUUAUCGCCGGUCCUCUUCCUUGAAUUGGAUUCGCUGAAGGAGGUCAAACUAGACGGAAAUAGAUUCAUAGAGAUUCCGUACGAAGUUCUCGCAAACGCCAGUACCAUCGAGUUUCUCUCGCUUGCAAACAAUGAGAUAGACCACGUGGACAUGUCGCGUUUAAACGGAUUGACCAGUUUACGGGAACUCGAUCUACGUAGUAAUUACAUCACGACCCUCUCUGGUUUCGCGGCAGUAAACUUGUCCCGUUUGAUAUCCGUAGAUCUUAGUCACAAUCAUUUGACCGCCCUUCCGGCUAACUUCUUCGCUCGAUCGAAUCUCUUACGUAAAGUUGAAUUAGCCGCGAACAAGUUUCGACAGAUACCAGCGGUCGCACUCUCUGCUCAAAAUAUACCGAAUCUUGCCUGGCUCAACGUCACUGCCAAUCCUCUCGUCAGAAUACACGAAAUAAGUUCCGAGGCAAGAUACCCGGCCCUUCAAGAGAUCCACAUUUCUGGGACGAAUCUUACCAUUGUUACCAGCCAAGAUUUCGAGGCCUUUCCCGCUCUGAUGCAUCUCUUCAUGGGCAGUAACAUGAUCUCUAGAGUGUCGCCAAGCGCUUUUCGCAGUCUACCAAAUCUCCUCACUUUGGAUCUCAGUAUCAACGAACUGGAACUCCUACCUCAGGAGAGAUUGAAGGGCUUAGAACAUCUGAGACUACUCAAUCUGACGCACAACCGUUUAAAGGAUCUCGAAGAUUUCCCACCGGAUUUAAAGGCACUACAAAUACUCGACCUCUCCUACAAUCAGAUCAGCAACGUAGGAAAGAGCACGUUCCAACAUCUGGAGAAUCUCGCGGAACUACAUCUUUACGGUAACUGGAUAUCCUCGAUAUCGCCGGACGCGUUCAAACGUUUAAAGAAACUACGGAUCUUGGAUCUCAGCAGAAAUUCCUUAGCCAAUUUACCACUAAACGCCUUUCGUCCACUGGAAACACAGAUACGGAGCUUAAGGGCUGAAGAAAAUCCUCUACACUGCGACUGCGAAUCCCAGGAGCUUUGGGAAUGGUUACGGGACCAUCAAAAGCUGGUAGGAGGUGGCGUGAGUCGGAAUCGUGGCGGUGGUGGUAUGCGAAUGAACGACGUGGAAAGCGGAUUGCUAAAGUGCGAACAACCGCCAGAAUUGCGUGGCCUGGUUUUCCUCGACCUCGAUCCGCAUGCUUUCUGCUCCGCGCCAUUGGUCCUAAAACUCGCGAUCCAGGAUAUACAGCCGUUCUCAGUAUUGGUGUCCUGGCAGAGUAGAAAUCACUCCGGGCUACGAGGAUACCAGGUUGCUUAUCAUGCUCUGGACAACGUCGACGAGGUCCGCGCAAGAUUUCUGGAGCCGAAUGCCCGUUCAAUAAAACUCUCCAAAUUGAUGUCCAACACUCGCUAUCUGAUCUGCGUGUUUGGGCUAGGCAACUGGUUGACGAAUCUCAACGAGGAGAUGAUCGUGAGCCAUUUGAAUAUUUCGAAGGACGAGCUGAUCGAAUCAACGCCAGUAACGCAAAUGGCGGAUUCACCUACGAGCCGUUGCACCGAAGUAAAGACUUUGGAGACACCGAACGCAGUGAUAAGCAGCGAUGGUUCUUCGAUGGGAGACAUGGGUGGUGUCAGCAGUUUUCUCACGAGAAGACUCGGUCUCAUAGUAGGCUGCUGUAUGGGAUUCGUCGUCUUUCUCCUGCUCGUCUCGAUCUUGGGCUACCUCAAGGUCAAAAAGCAACGAGAGGCCGUGAAAAGAGAUCAACAGCCGAUACCACCCGAAUAUAUAUCUUACAGACACUUCAGCAUACAAAGUGGCGAGGCCGGCCAUGCAGCCAGGCAGGCCAGUCAAGAAGGGCAGCAUCCGAGUUUCAUCAGCAAUGUCGGCAACACUACGUUGAACGUAUGAGAAAAGCGAAGGAACUCCCGACUCGUGGAAGUUUCGAACGUCUGAGAGGAUCGUAUCGACCGAUCGAAACAUUCUCGACUCGUGGAAGUUUCGCGUACAUCUCUGAUCAUUUGAGUACUUUAAUAAAACUAUACGAUAGCUCAGGAACUCUUGAAAAAACUCGGGCCUAUUAUAUGCACUUGAGAUCAUGUUGCUACAUACGUACGAGCGUUCGAUAGAAACCGAUAAAGUUCUCCUACCAAUCGACUUGUCGCAACGAAAAAUCCUUCAGGCAUGUGUGCGUGAGUGUAAACAAUCGAACGAAACUAUUCUUUUUUUUUUCACUCUGCGUUAACAGCGUGCGAAGGACGAUCGGACAUUUUAUAAGUGAUUUUCUACGAGUCUUAAUCUUAUCGGACUUACGUAGAUAUAAGCGUGCCAAGCAGUGCAAAUAUCGUAAUAGUUGUAUCAGUUAUAUACCAUGAAAAUGAUAAUAAUUCAAAGAACGGCAGCUCCGAUUUAAAAGGAAGGAAUUAAUCGUUUCUAUUAGAACGCAUUCGUCGGUAAUUCUCGACUAAGGACCGCCAUUAUAUUUCCAGACUCCAUUUGGAGGACGCGCAAAGAACGAAGGAUGGAAUGGGGACGCAUUGAAUUUCUUAAUGGCUCGACAAACCGCAGAUUUAAGACCGCGUUUACAGUCGCAUUCGACUGAUAUUACUACAGUCCUUCUAUUCCGUGUAAAUCUCUUCUGAGCCACUCCGUCAUGCUAGUUGGAAGUUCUUUGAUAUCGUCGAGCAAAUUGAGAACUGUAAGAUGUUGUUAGAAUUCUAAAAAAAAAAAAAAAGAAAAAGCUACGAAUUUCAUUGAGGGAUCUCUAGAAUAUUAUUAUACCGAUGUAUCUACUGUAAAUAACAAUUCGAAAGACUCGAGAGGAGAACGAUCGCGUACGAUGAUGUAAUGGAUAGAACAAAUCAUUAAACAAACGAUCAUUUUAUUACAUGUUGAAAUCGUUUGUGAGUCGAUCGUUUAAAACGAAAUUUCAAAGCUUUCGUCGUAUGUGGAUAAAAAGAAAAAAAUAUAUAGAAAGAGUACCGAGCAGUUCUGUAAACGUCCAAAAAUACAGGCUCGAGCAUGCGAACAUUUCUUUUUCCGAAACAUAUUGCGAUUAUCGGUAACAAUCUCGAUUUUGCCAGGACAAACGCUCGAUAUACCAUUAGAUAAAAACGUUGUGUUCUCGUUUUUCGUAAACCAGUAACAUCGACAAGGCCUGAGCGUAUCGUCGCGAAAAAUGGAGCUACAAAAUUGAAGUGAACGCGAAACGCUCUGUAGCCCUAUCGCGUGUGUGCACGCGCGCAAGUCCGAAGUUAUAAAGAGAGAUCGGAAAAAGAGAAGGGACGUCGUGCAAACGACAUUUGUUAUUACCGCUGGCGAAUAGUCUGGCAAAACGAGAGAAAGAAAGAGAAAGAGAGAGAGAGGGAGAGAGAGAGAGAGUGAGAGAAAGAGGGAGGAACUCCUUUGUACCAUUUACCGAGGAGAGAAAAAAAAGACAGAAGUAAAAAGUAAACAAAAAAAAAAGAAAAAAAGCAACGAGGCUUACGACAUUGUCACUAGGUCAAAUCGUUAAAGGAUCUAUACAUUCGAGCCUGUCAUCGUCACAUCCUGUGUUGUAUCAUAUACGUACGCGACUGUAAUAAAAAUGCAAUUUUUUUUCUAA
Vespula vulgaris is the source of this 6757-nucleotide messenger RNA. Its product is annotated as protein artichoke-like. The transcript has 7 exons. Bases 730 to 5064 code for a protein of 1444 amino acids. Gene Ontology annotation, molecular function: protein binding. Gene Ontology annotation, cellular component: extracellular matrix. Lineage: Eukaryota; Metazoa; Arthropoda; Insecta; Hymenoptera; Vespidae. The record is from RefSeq and is a predicted model, not a curated record.